UGCCGCGCGCUCCUGACUAAAUAUGGCAAAAAGGGGCCGCGCGCCCCCGUUUGAAUCCCCCAAACCCAGUUUUGCGCACCCACAUAUUUUUAAACUGACAUUAAUGAUUCGUGCCAAUAAGACUCAAGUUUAUAAAUGAGUUUUUCAGGCGCUUAACGGAUUAACAAUAUCUGCACAAGUCAACAUUACUGUCACGAGCACGAGGAAAGCCUUUUGUCCGCGAGCGAGUGACGGUGCAGGGAAACCCCACGUCCACGGUGACGUAACGUGUACAGUGACAGCGCGACGCCGCUGAAGGUGGAAAACAAAGCGCAGACGUGCUCGCGUGAAACUGUCAGACGAGUUGAGGCGAUAUUGAGGAGCCCGCGCCGCUGGUCGUUCGCGAUGCGUCACAGUUUGCGCCCCUUGAUUUCUGUCCUUUCCACGAGAGCCGUCGGCAUGACGACAUCCCGGGUUCACGGCGCAUCCGAUGCGCGAUGAAAUUAAUUACAUGCGCGUGUUAUUUCCACAGACAAGAUUUCUUCAUUGUUUACCUUUGGGUUGUUUUUAAAGUAUACGGAAACCCCAAUUAUGUACAUAACCUUACUGAAUUGUACUGUAGUAAAUAUUAAAACGUGUUUGUAUUUGUGAAUAGAUGCUUAUUUCGCACCUUGCGCUUUCGUUGUUGUUUUUCGCUGGUCACCAUCGCAACGGGAGGAGCGCGAGACAUCCGGAGCGACGCGCAGCGGGAGAAACUCUGAUAAUCGCUCGUUUCUUUUUUUAUAAGUAUGUUAUUCGUCGUAGGAUAACCGCGAAGAAAGAUUUAACCGGACUCUAUUAAAACUGAGGUACCCCGGAGCGACUCCCGCGCCCCAGAUGUCACGGAGUAAAUGAGUCUGGCGUCACUUUACCGGACGGCGGAUCGUUUCUGAAGAUUUACAACAAAAAAACUGGAAACCGUUAUUUGGAUAAUAGUGUCGCCGAGCGUUCUCUAGAAAGAAUCGUUCGCUCGCAACGCGCUCGUGGAUUUGAGUCUCAUGAAGUUCUCCAGAGCUCGCGCGUCGCUGCGUGGUGCCGCGCGUGUCGGGCGCGCGGCGGAAAGGUCAGUUUAAGCUCGAGACUACCCGCGGGACUGAGGCGAGACAGCGCGAGGAUGCCGGUGAGACGCGGACACGUCGCGCCGCAGAACACUUUCUUGGACACCAUCAUCAGAAAGUUCGAGAGUCAGAGCAGAAAAUUUGUCAUAGCCAACGCUCGAGUGGAGAACUGCGCCAUCAUCUUCUGUAACGAUGGCUUCUGUCACAUGUGCGGCUACACGCGCGCUGAGAUCAUGCAGAAGCCGUGCACCUGUAACUUUCUGUACGGGCCGCACACCAAGAGGCUGGCGAUCGCGCAGAUGGCGCAGGCGCUGCUGGGCUCUGAGGAGAGGAAGGUGGAGAUCGCACUCUACAGGAAGGACGGUGUGUGUUUUCUGUGUUUAGUGGAUGUGGUGCCGGUUAAGAAUGAAGAUGGCGUGGUGAUCAUGUUUAUCCUGAAUUUCGAGGUCAUGCCGGACGACACAUUUCACGAACCACAAGAUCUCAAUCACAAGCUGCCUCUUCUGUGGCGUCAUUCAAAUCGUGCUCGAGGGAUCCGUCUGCGUUUGCCUCUCCUAAACUCUCGGAACAACAGUAAAUCUUCUCUGCGGGAGGACCCCGAGGCCGGCCGGGGAACGGCUCUUCCCACCACCUCUCGACCAGAAAGCCACGAGUCUCUCGCUCUCAGUGAGCUGCUCUCUCUUCCAGAGCACGAGCGGUCUCGCCGGACCACCUCCACGGCGUGCACCCCGUCCUCUCUCCUGCCCGAGGACCAGCUUAACCUCCUGGGCAGUGAACCCGGCUCACCUCCGCCGGCCCCACCCCAUCCUACCACCCUGCCCCUGGGUCAUUCCUCCCCCCGCCCGCAGCGGCUCAACCCGGACGCCUCAGUGUCCAACUGCAGCCUGACGAACAGCCGGUCACGCGAGAGCUUUCACAGCAUGCGCCGCGCGUCUUCAGUGGACGACAUCCAGGCCAUGAGGCCUGAAUGGCACCGGAAGCACCGAACUCGCCCCACCAGUAGCAGCACAGGUGCAAUGAACAACAGGUCGAGCAUCUUAAACUCUACCUCCGACUCUGACCUCAUGCGUUACCGCGCCAUCAGUAAAAUCCCUCAGAUCACGCUCAACUUUGUGGAUUUUAAAGCGGACCCUCUCAUCGCCCUCCAGGCCGGAGAGAUGGACAUCCUCGCACCCUGCAAACUCAUCGACCGCACGCACAACGUCACAGAGAAAGUCACACAGGUGCUGUCGCUGGGCGCUGACGUUCUCCCCGAGUACAAGCUUCAGGCUCCUCGGAUACACAAGUGGACAGUUCUUCACUACAGUCCCUUCAAGGCGGUGUGGGAUUGGCUGAUCCUGCUGCUGGUCAUCUACACGGCUAUCCUGACGCCGUACUCCGCCGCUUUCCUGCUCAACAAUGAAGAAGAGGCGUCCAUGAGGGACUGUGGCUACUCCUGCAGUCCCCUCAAUGUGGUGGAUCUCAUCGUAGACAUCAUGUUCAUCAUCGACAUCGUCAUCAACUUCCGCACAACGUACGUCAAUGCCAACGAUGAGGUGGUCAGUCACCCGCUGCGGAUCGCUGUACAUUACUUCAAAGGCUGGUUCCUCAUCGACAUGGUGGCUGCCAUCCCCUUCGACCUGCUCAUAUACCGCAACAGUGAGGAAACUGAUACGACCACUCUCAUCGGGUUGCUGAAGACGGCUCGUCUCUUGCGUCUCGUCCGGGUGGCACGGAAACUGGACCGUUACUCGGAAUACGGUGCGGCCGUUCUCUUCCUGCUCAUGUGCACCUUUGCUCUGAUCGCUCAUUGGCUGGCUUGUAUCUGGUACGCCAUUGGAAAUGUUGAACAGAGCGGUUCUAUCGGCUGGCUGCAUUCGCUGGGUUUACAGUUAGACAAACCUUAUAACAAUACCAUCCAGGGAUCAGGACCCUCCAUAAAAGACAAAUAUGUGACGGCUUUAUACUUCACCUUCAGCAGUCUGACCAGCGUGGGCUUCGGAAAUGUGUCGCCAAACACCAACUCGGAAAAAAUCUUCUCCAUAUGUGUCAUGCUUAUAGGAUCGCUCAUGUAUGCCAGUAUCUUUGGGAACGUGUCGGCCAUCAUCCAGCGGCUAUAUUCUGGAACGGCUCGAUAUCACACACAGAUGCUGCGAGUGAGAGAAUUCAUCCGCUUCCAUCAGAUUCCCAACCCGCUGCGCCAGAGACUGGAGGAAUAUUUCCAACACGCCUGGUCCUACACCAACGGCAUCGACAUGAACGCUGUGCUGAAAGGUUUCCCGGAGUGUCUACAGGCUGAUAUCUGUCUUCAUCUGAACCGAACGCUACUGCAGAACUGUAAAGCGUUUAAAGGUUUCAGUAAAGGCUGUUUAAGAGCUUUGGCCAUGAAGUUUAAAACCACUCACGCCCCGCCUGGUGACACGCUGGUACACGCUGGUGACGUGAUCACUGCUCUCUACUUCAUCUCACGCGGAUCCAUCGAGAUCUUACGAGGAGAUGUUGUGGUGGCCAUAUUAGGGAAAAACGAUAUAUUCGGUGAGCCCCUCAACCUGUACGCUCGUCCGGGGAAGUCGAACGCUGAUGUUCGAGCUCUGACAUACUGCGACCUUCAUAAGAUCCACAGAGAGGAUGUGCUGGAGGUGCUGGACAUGUACCCGGAGUUCUCGGACUUCUUCUGGAGUAACCUUGAGAUCACCUUUAACCUCAGAGAUACAAACAUGAUUCCUGGAUCUCCCAGCAGUGAUGAUUCUGACUGCAUCGGCUUCAACAAACUCCGCAGGAGAAAACUUUCAUUCCGCCGCAGAACAGAGAAAGAUGAUGCUGAUGCGGGAGAGGUCAAGAAGAAUCCAAAACCAGUUCGCAGAAACCGGAAACAAGCUGCAAGUAACAAGAAUGAACUCAAACCGGGAUGGAAAGAGCAUCACAACUCAAUCUCCUCCCACUCCAGCGGUGAGGAGGAGGAGCCUGUGCACACAUGCCCCACCCCUCCAACAGUGCUCAUGGAGUCGUCUCAAGUACAGAGCACCUCAAUGAACUUUAAUGACGUGAGUGAGGGCGACACUGAUCCCAAAACAGGGAACACGUGUGACGCUCUGUCAGGUGCAUUCUCAGGUGUGUCUAAUAUCUUCAGUUUUUGGGGUGACAGCAGGGGCAGACAGUAUCAGGAACUGCCCCGCAGUAAUCUGUCCUCCCCCCCGCCGCAUCCCAGCACCCCCCUGCACAGCAUCAGCUGCCAGCAGCGCAGUCACAUGGAGAACAGACUGGAGCUCCUGCAGAAACAACUCAGCAGACUGGAGAACCGCAUGACGUCUGAUAUCGCUGCGAUCAUGCAGCUGCUGCAGAGACAGAUGACACUGGUUCCUCCUGCAUACAGCAGCGUGUCAUCUCUACCGCAGUCCCAGAGACUCCUACAGUCUGUCACACCGCUUCAGUCUGACACACUCGCUUCUCUCUCACAGUCGUGCGAGUCUCUGGGCAGCACCAUGGAGCUUCAUCCAUCACAGAGUCCUCUGCUCAGCCCGAGCGGAGCUCCUUGCACCGACUUCUCAAACCUGCUGGACGCUCAGCGCCGCUUCUCUCUACAGGAACCUCAGACGUCUGUGGACGCACCGACACCGCAGAAACACAUCUCUGAUCCUGGGAGCUAGAGAGAAAACUUCCUCCGUCACAUCUCAUCGUCUCUGUUCUGCACCGAGGAGCUUCAGAGAUACGCUGGAGGUUCGGCUCGAGCUGAGCUGGAGAUGUUACAGGACACGUCUGCAGUCGUCCAGUAUUGGAUAUCCACAAACAAUUGAUAAUGACGCAUAACACCUUUCCAAGUAGCCAUUAUGUCUUGCACUGAAUUUUCCUGAUUCUUAUUCUGCUUCUGCUGCGCUUCCAAAACAAAGAACCGACAGAACUUGUUAGUGUUAGCUGGCCUAACAGAAGAAAACAAUAAUGACCUGAUGUGUUCUGUCUGUCUCUCAUGUCAUUACCUUCAUCUGCAGUGGAUCCGUGACGAAGGCGGAGCUUAAGCUCUCUGGAUUGGCUGGAUUGCAGUGGGUGGGGCUGUUUAAAGCAAUGCCAUUACUGAGAAAGCAUAUCAAAAUGACAUGUACAGACACCGAGCGAUGGAGAGAGCACUGAGUGUGAAUCCACACGUCAUCUUCUCCUAGAUUUGGGUUAAAGUUUCCACUUACAUGUCAGAACAUAUUUGCUUUAGCAAUACUGAAUCCUUUAAAUCACGACCAAGAGAAAAACCAAAUAUAGCAGAUUGGAGGAUCAAAUACAAAAAUAUAUAUUUUGCAUUGUAAACUCCAACCUCAAACACUUUAUUAAACUUUGUUUGGUUUAUUUUAGUAGUCGGGUGACGUGUGGACCAAUGAAAAAAAAAGAAAUGUUUAAGAAAUUUUAAAGCAUGUGAUUAUAAACAUACGCUUCCUUUUAUUUGAUAAAACGACUAUUAUUAUAUUAAAUAUGACCGUAAUAUUCUUAAGGGAAGGGAAGACAUGUUAGCAUGAGAAGUCCAUCAUAUGAGUUUCUUGUUUAUUAUUGGCAGGCGUCCGUACAUGAGAAAUACUGACAGAGAUUGUAUUAUUCUGCCUUUAAAGCUCAAAUUUCAUGCUUCUAAUUAUGUUUGUUUAUUUGGAUACCAAAUAUUAUCUGUAAUUAUAUUUUACAGGCCCGGUUUCACAGACAAGGCUUAACCUAAACCAGGACUAUUUCUGAGGAUAUUUAAGUCGCUUUUAUUAAAAAGCUUUAGAAAGAAACACAACCUGUGAGAUUUUUAGACGAAGCAAUGGCACUGACAUAUUUUACGAUAAGUUUGGACAGGUUCUUUUCAGUUGAAACAGCUAAAACAUUCCUUUAAAGCUGGGACUAGCGUCUGUGAAACCGGGCCACAGAGUUUUAACCGUAAGAAAGACAAAUUCAAGUAUCAUUUAAAGUUUUGAUGUGUGGUUAAGUUACCGAUCAAAGCAUCACUACAUUAUUUUACUUUGCUCAAUGCAGAAAUUUGCACAUAUUUAUUUACUUCAUAUAUUGAUAUUAUUUUUUAUUGAGUGUCUUUGUGAUGUCUCAGCAGUUUUUCAUGUGUUCAGUCAGGGGUCUGAUGGCUCUGGUUUUCUAAAGGUUUUGAUCCUGCCGGUGUCGGUUUAGAAACUGGUAAAAGAGUCCAUCCAGUGUGGAGGCUGUAGUUUAUCCUGGUAUUCCUCACAUGCUGUUUUUUGCAUACUGAUGUUUCGGACACAUCAUUUGACAGACUGAUCUUCACACGCUAUAUAGUAUAGAAGUGUGUCAUUUUCUGUUUGGUGGUGCAGAAAUGAAACACUUCCCCUUUAAGUUCACAAAGAUCUUGUGCACUUACACACGUUUAUUCCAGUGGAUAUUCCAGAAAUAUCUUUCAAUAAUCUCAGACCCAUUGGAUUUUUGCACAAUUGGAUCAGCAGUUUUAAAUCACCCUAUAUAAUAAUAAUGUUUUACAGUGAGGUCUACAACACUUUGUUAACAUUAGAGCCGGCAGGGAGUUGGAGGGUUUCACUGAUGGUACACUUUAAACUUUUCACUUUAACCAAAUCAAAAUUACACAAAUAUUACAUUUUUUAAUGAUGAUGCUUAUUUUUAGACCAGGGUUGAAGUGGUACACCUGGACAUUUUUAGUCCCAUUAUAUUCACUGUAUUUAAUUGUUUGAUUUGCAUAAAACAAAUGCCAUGAAAACCCUUUUUAAACAAUGAUUUGUUUUGUAUGAAAGAAUUCUUUUAGGGUGAAAUUUGGCACAAGUUUGUGACAGGUUUUGUGAGGUUCACUAAAUAUUUCUCUGGGUUUUAAAACAUGACAGAUGAUGAAAAAAACAACCACGUUACAUCAGUAUAUUAUUAGUUCAUGUGGAUUGAAAUCUUAAUCCAUGUUAGUGUGUCCGGCAUCUCAACACUGAACAGAACAGAUUUAUUAUUAAUGACCAGACACAAAUCAUUCAGAUGGUCUCAUCUGCCUUACAAAUAGAACUACAAAAACUGAGACUCUCCACAGACUCACCUUAAUUUUCAUGUCUUCACUGAAAUUAUGUUGUGUGUAAUAGUUUGUGUCUGUCUCUUGUUGUUGUCCCCCUCUCGUGUGUAUUUCUUUUGACUUCUGUGUUUGGUGUUAGGCAGUGCACUUUACACACUGGAGCAAACCUCUUGAUCUCAUGUCUUUAUACAGGGAUUUCAAGCCAAGGGCACAUUCGCCGUCACCUACAAACACAGAUGAUGUAAAACAGGCCAAACACACAAAUCCAUAUGAACUCAAAAUGAACAUUUCAAAUGAAGGACGUCCUGUAUGUGUACAUAUUAAUUUAUUUUGGUAACUCGUUUACACUGGAUUGCUAUUUUUCUCCUUCCCAGUUUUACUGUAGAUAAGAAAAUAUUUUACAGAUCUGAAGUCUUGGCAUCCCUAUAGCCUACACUAUGCAGAAACGCAUUUCUAUGGCAUGCUUGGAAAUGCAGAAAAAAACUGUAGAGAAAAUAUAAAUGUUUGACUUUUCUUUUUUUUAAUAAACAUGUGAAUAACCCUGCUAAUAAUGAUGUAAUGAUAUGAAUUAUUCUAUAAUAUAUAAUGACAACAACAAAGACAAAUGUAACUUGUGCACAUUUUAUCUGCAUGCUGCACGAGGUUUUUCAGCGGUUUGUAUGGUUGCAGACGGACGGCUGCUGUGACUUAGAGAAUGUGUAGACUGACACACUGUAUUUCUGGGUCACCUGAGAUUGAUUUAAUGCUCUUCCGGGUCGUGGAGGAAUUGGACAUUGUGACAUAAAACACUGCUGUUACAUUACUGACAAGGUUUGACUGAUGUGAUGAUGUCAGAGUGAAUUCUUACAGACUUCAGAAAAGCUCAAUUCCAGGUGUUGAUUGUGUGCUAGCAUUAUAAACGACUGACUUUAUAACAUUUCAAAUAUUUAUUUCAAUAAAACUCUUUGAAAACAACUCAA
Messenger RNA from Triplophysa dalaica, 8000 nucleotides. It is a transcript of the gene kcnh2b, whose product is annotated as potassium voltage-gated channel, subfamily H (eag-related), member 2b. NCBI's taxonomy places the organism in Eukaryota, Metazoa, Chordata, Actinopteri, Cypriniformes, Nemacheilidae. The transcript has 15 exons. Gene Ontology annotation, molecular function: inward rectifier potassium channel activity. Gene Ontology annotation, cellular component: membrane. The record is from RefSeq and is a predicted model, not a curated record. Bases 1133 to 4702 code for a protein of 1189 amino acids. Gene Ontology annotation, biological process: membrane repolarization during action potential; potassium ion transmembrane transport; regulation of heart rate by cardiac conduction.